Asparagus officinalis (garden asparagus) is the source of this 1602-nucleotide messenger RNA. RefSeq lists its product as uncharacterized. Gene Ontology annotation, cellular component: vacuole. Gene Ontology annotation, molecular function: serine-type carboxypeptidase activity. Gene Ontology annotation, biological process: proteolysis. The record is from RefSeq and is a predicted model, not a curated record. Lineage: Eukaryota; Viridiplantae; Streptophyta; Magnoliopsida; Asparagales; Asparagaceae.
AGGACCUGGUUGUUCUUCAGUUGGGGUUGGUGCAUUCUCAGAGAAUGGGCCUUUUAGACCCAGUGGGCAGAUGCUAGUCAGAAAUGAGUACAGUUGGAACAGAGAAGCGAAUAUGUUGUUUUUGGAGUCACCAGCAGGAGUUGGGUUCUCUUAUUCCUCUGAUAACUCCUAUUAUGGUGGAGUUGAUGAUAACAUGACUGCUAUGGACAAUCUUGUGUUUCUUCAACGCUGGUUUGAGAAAUUCCCACAAUAUAAGAAUAGGGAUCUCUACAUAGCUGGAGAAAGCUAUGCAGGUCACUACAUUCCUCAGCUUGCCAAUCUCAUGGUUCAAUUCAACAGGAGAGAAAAAAAUCUUCAACCUCAAAGGAAUUGCUUAUUUCCUCAAAGAUUUGAUGUCGGGGACUAUGAGAACGACCUAGUCAUCCAAGAUUCCAUAAAGAAAAAGUGUCGAAGUAUAUAUAGAAAUUGGAAGCAUGAGUUGCACGCCUAUUAUCUUGGUUUAAUAGAGAAGGGAGUACCUGAUCCCAAGAACCAUCCACCGAAGCGUGUGGAGCCUAAUGAUUGGGUAUCGAUGAUCGAUGUGUGGGAAACUGAAGAAUGGAAGGGGACUAUUUUGAAUGUUUUUUCCACCUUUGGCAUCAGAAGUGUAACUCAUACAAGUUUGAAGACAUUUGGCAUCAGAAUGAAUCAUGGAAUUCAGCUAAUGUUUGCCAGAGUAGCAUGUUUUGCUCAGCUUGGUGAGGAGAAUCAGUUACACUCGGCGUGCACGAUGGUGUAUAACGCCGCCAAGCUUCUUAGAGAAUGGGUUUCUUUCCCAUUCGCGAUUGGAAUCGAUAAAUUCGUUAUUAUCGAUAACGGCAGCGAUGACGAUCUCUCUAACGUGCUGUCAAGCUUGCUGACGACGGGCUUGAACGUCAGCACCAUAUACUGGCCGUGGCAGAAGACGCAAGAAGCCGGGUCUCCCCACUGCGCCGCGGCAGCGCACGUUAGCGGCGACUGCGCAUGGAGCCUUCUCGACGUCGACGAGUUCCUCUUCCCUUCAUGGGCCGGCUCAGCCCGGCCCAACAAAACAAUGAUCCGGUCCAUCAUCGGCCCGGACUCCCCCUACCAGGCGUGGGGGAGCUUCAGGAAGAAGUUCCGGCGGAGGGUCGCCUACGUGGCCGACUGGACGGAGAGGAGGAACGUGGGGUCCAGGUACCAGGACGCCGGGCUGGGGUUCACUGACGACGUGGAGCCGGAGUGGUGGGCCAGGACGGGUGCGAGAGGAGGGACGAGGGCUGAAGAGGGUGGUGGAGAGGUGGUUCAGGAGGCCAACGGGGAGGUUUGACUGGGAAUUGUAGUUUAGGGUUUUGGUGGAGGUUUUUUGGAAUGAUUUGUUGGUGUCGUUGAAUUUGUUUGUUGUUUUGUAAAAAUGAUGGAGGAUUUAGGAAUAUUUUGAGAUUUUUUCUUUUUCCUUCUUCCCCUUAUUUUUUUUUUUCGGGUGUAAAUUUGGAUUUGGAAUGGAAGGAGAGCAUGGGUGGAGGAUAAGAGGAAUGUUGAUGGAAGUAGGUACGUGCAUGCAUGGGUUCAGUUGAUCGGGAAUGUAUGCCAAUGUUGUUUAAA